Messenger RNA from Nanorana parkeri, 1602 nucleotides. It is a transcript of the gene RND3, whose product is annotated as Rho family GTPase 3. The transcript has 5 exons. Gene Ontology annotation, biological process: small GTPase-mediated signal transduction. The record is from RefSeq and is a predicted model, not a curated record. Bases 207 to 941 code for a protein of 244 amino acids. Gene Ontology annotation, molecular function: GTP binding; GTPase activity. Lineage: Eukaryota; Metazoa; Chordata; Amphibia; Anura; Dicroglossidae.
AAGGAGUGGUGAACAAAGCUCAGUCACCUCUGUGUUGGAUGAAGGAUCGGCACGGCUCGGCAGCUGCGUGGAUCUAGCAGCGAUUGCUGCAGCCCGGGGGGACCUACAGGGGAACUAUCGCACAGAGCGAUCCGCUUUUCAGCACAUUCAUCUCCUCUUCGCACAACUUCUGCUGCACCAGGACGACGAGGAAUAAGUUCACCUCAAUGAAGGAGAGAAGGACCAGCCAGAAACUGGCCAGCAAAUCAAUGAUGGAUCCCAACCAGAACGUCAAGUGUAAAAUCGUGGUGGUGGGAGACAGCCAGUGUGGCAAAACUGCUCUAUUGCAUGUAUUUGCCAAGGAUUCCUUCCCAGAGAAUUACGUGCCCACUGUAUUUGAGAAUUACACGGCCAGUUUUGAAAUCGACACGCAGAGAAUAGAGCUGAGUCUAUGGGAUACAUCUGGUUCUCCUUAUUAUGACAAUGUCCGCCCUCUCUCAUACCCUGACUCUGAUGCAGUCUUGAUAUGUUUUGACAUCAGCCGUCCUGAAACACUGGAUAGUGUGCUUAAAAAGUGGAAAGGUGAAAUUCAGGAGUUCUGCCCCAAUACAAAAAUGCUGCUGGUUGGCUGCAAGUCUGAUUUACGAACGGACCUCACAACUCUAGUGGAACUGUCCAAUCACAGGCAGACACCGGUGUCUUAUGAUCAGGGUGCUAAUAUGGCCAAGCAAAUCGGAGCAGCCACUUACAUCGAAUGCUCAGCUUUACAGUCUGAAAACAGUGUGAGGGACAUUUUCCACGUAGCCACGCUGGCAUGCGUCAACAAGUCUAACAAAAAUCUCAAACGGAAUAAAACCCAGAGAACCACAAAAAGAAUUUCCCACAUGCCUAGCAGACCAGAGCUGACUGCAGUGGCCACAGACUUAAGAAAGGACAAAGCCAAAAGCUGCAGCAUAAUGUGAGACGUCUUGGGUGGCGGUGAAGUUCCUAUGAAGAUUUAGUGAAGGAUCAAUGAAGGUAGCUGUCAGAGGAUUUUAAAACUGGGUAAAGCAGAGUUGAUAAGGAUUUUCUUCACCUCUGGUACUCAAGGGAUGCAGCAUUUUGAUGGAGCGGAGAGCAAAAGUUGGGUUGUUUCCACAGAUGCUUUUUGGAGGGAAGCUACACCAAACUAAACCCCCAGAAGUGAUUGGUAUGUGUAGAUGGAUGGUGAAAAUGCUAUCUUCAUCUCUCGAAAAUGAUCGAUCUCAAGAUUCACCUAUUUCUCUUUACGUUCUUUGGCCAAAAUAGAGUACCAUGCUUACUCAACACUGACUCUAGUGAUGCUGUUUGCACUCUGGAAUGUGAUCCUUUUGAUUGACUCUUCUGAACACGAGGUGAGGCCAUGAUGGUCAGUUGGGAUCUUCUACAGAAGAAGGAAUUUUUGGAAAGUACCUCUAGGCUUUCCCAUUUGUAUAGUGUUCUUGCACAGCUGCAUAGGCUAGAUAGUUCAUGGUACCUUUUUUUUUUUUGAUCUAGCUUUUUAAUGUGUUUUAUUUUUAAGAUAUGGUUAGCUGUUCUUUAAACUGGGAAUGAACCAGCGAUUGCAAUGUGAUAGGCAGUCAGUUCAUUCUAUGACCGUUAAAA